Messenger RNA from Astrephomene gubernaculifera, 1125 nucleotides. The record is from the annotation of a GenBank genome assembly. NCBI's taxonomy places the organism in Eukaryota, Viridiplantae, Chlorophyta, Chlorophyceae, Chlamydomonadales, Astrephomenaceae.
UGUUGUCGCAGCUAGGCUGUCAGCUUACCAGGCCGGGCUUCCUGCCUAGCUAGGCCUACCUAGGAAGGCUGCAACACGGCGACCAGGCAAUUGCCCGGUUUUGCAACUGCAACUUUCACCAUACCGAAACUAGAUUGCAGUUAAAAUUGUAGGAUAUAGGCUUCUGCGGCUUUUGUGUCGAACAUGCUACUACAGCCGUUAACAAGCCUCUGCCAGACACCUCUUGGUGGUGUUGUUCUGGCCUUUGUGGUAAUCAUCACCUGGCUGGGAUCGUAUCCAUUUCAAAGAUGGAGGCUACGGCGCUUUCCAGGCCCCUUUGGCCUGCCCUUCCUGGGCAACCUGCCUGAGAUUGCCUCAAUGGAUAUGACCGCCUACCUGCAACAUGUGGCCAGGAAGUAUGGGCCUGUUUGCAAGAUUUGGGUUGGCAGCCGCCCUUGGGUGGUGAUCAGCGAUCCGGACCUCGUGCGCAAGCUGGCCUACCAGUGCACCGCGCGUCCCUCCGACGGGUCCUCCUACCUGCAUGUCAUGACCGGGGAGAUCCGAGAUAUCGAUCAAGCGGGAAUCCUGAUGGUCAAGGGUGAGGCCUGGCGCCGUGCUCGGAGGGUGUUCGAGGCAUCCAUCGUGCACCCGGCCAGCCUGGCUUCCCACCUUCCCUCCGUGAGCCGCUGCCUGGCCCGCUUCCUCCCCCUCCUGGAGCGACACGCGGCGGGGGCGGCCGGGGGCGGCCGCAGCGACCCAUGGGACGCUUGCGGCCAGCUGGGCAACCUUAUGCUGGCGAUGGUGGGGGAGAUCGCGUACGGGGUCGAUUUCGGCGCUCUUCCUGCGGAUGAAACCCCCAACGGCUACACCAACCGCAGCAAUUCCAUCACCGACUCCUUCCCCUCCUCCUCCGCUGGUUCCGCCCUGGCGUCUGCCUGCAAGGCCACCUUCGACACCAUGCGCCUCGAGAACGCCAGUGCCUACCUGCCGCUGCAGCUGGCCCUGCCCGCCCUGCAACCGCUCAUCCGCGCGGCCGCACGACUGCUGCCCGACCGGCGGCAGCGCAGGGCCAUGGCUGCUCGCAGCGCGGUGGCUGCUACCAGCCGCCAUCUCAUGCGGGCCUGGCAGCAGCAGAGGGAGAAGGAG